Molecule: messenger RNA, 2292 nt
Organism: Eupeodes corollae
Lineage: Eukaryota; Metazoa; Arthropoda; Insecta; Diptera; Syrphidae
Gene: inaC
Product: protein kinase C, eye isozyme
Exons: 14
Coding region: 168-2171 (667 amino acids)
Biological process (GO): protein phosphorylation
Molecular function (GO): diacylglycerol-dependent serine/threonine kinase activity; zinc ion binding; ATP binding
Source: RefSeq, a predicted model, not a curated record
AAAUUAUUUAGUUCGAAUCAAGUAUUCGAACAGUUAGCCUCUUUCUCCGGGCUUAAUUUUUUGUUCGAGUAAACAUACAAAGUUUUUCAUUUUAAUUUUCUAUUGUUUUUGUUGUUUUUAUUUUUGUGUGUUUAAAGUCGAUUUUUGUCCAAUAAUUCGAAAAAAUCAUGGCGGAAGCACCAAAACCAGCUGCUCCAGAAGGAGAUCAAAUUAUUAAUUACAUGAAAAAUCGUAUCCGUAAGGGUGCGAUGAAACGAAAAGGAAUCGUUGUCAUCCAAGGACAUCGAUUCCAGCCACGCUUUUUCAAACAACCAACAUUCUGUGGUCAUUGUAAGGAAUUCAUUUGGGGCUUCGGCAAACAAGGUUUCCAAUGUCAAGCAUGUAGAUUCAACGUCCACGACCGAUGCUACGAAUACGUGGUCUUCAAGUGCGCUGGCAAGGAUACGGAAAUCGAUUCGGAUUGCCAGAAAGUCAAACACACUUUCGAGUCGACCACAUACAAGGCCCCGACAUUUUGUGACCAUUGUGGCUUGCUGCUCCAUGGUAUUGCUCAUCAGGGAUAUUGUUGCAGUGGAUGUAAGCUGAAUGUGCAUCCAAAGUGCAAGGAUGAAAUUCCCCAAUUGUGUGGAGCUGACAUAACGGAAAUUAGAGGACGAAUCAAUUUGAAUAUAUCUCACAAGGGUGGUGUCCUUACUGUUGAGAUCAAAGAAGGUGCUAAUUUAGUUCCAAUGGAUACUAAUGGACUCAGUGAUCCAUAUGUGAGUGUUCAAAUUCAUCCAGACAAAGCUGGAAAGACAAAGAAGAAGACAAAGACCAUGAAGGCAACUCUUAAUCCUGUCUAUAAUGAAACAUUUACUUACGAUAUAAAGCCAGAAGACAGAGAAAAGCGAUUACUGGUAGAGGUAUGGGAUUGGGAUAGGACUUCUCGUAAUGACUUCAUGGGAUCACUUUCCUUCAGUAUUCAAGAAAUCAUUAAGGAACCUGUUGAAGGUUUUUAUAAACUAUUAUCUCAAGAAGAAGGUGAACAUUAUAAUAUUCCAUGCAGUGAUCCAAACAAUGAUAUUGCCAUGCUCCGGGAUCAAGUUAGAAAUUCAUCAUCACGUGAAGCAAAACGCCGCAUGGACAACAAGGACAUGCCUCAUAAUAUGAGCAAACGUGAUAUGAUUCGAGCAGCUGACUUUAAUUUCCUAAAAGUUCUUGGUCGUGGUUCAUUUUCAAAGAUUCUCCUGGCCGAACGCAGAGGUACAGAUGAGUUGUAUGCAUGCAAAGUUCUUCGUAAGGAUGUCAUCAUUCAAACUGAUGAUAUGGAACUUCCAAUGAUUGAGAAACGUGUCUUGGCAUUGUCGGGAAAACCACCAUUUUUGGUGCAAUUGCAUUCAUGCUUCCAAACUAUGGAUCGAUUAUUCUUUGUUAUGGAAUAUUGCAAAGGUGGGGAUUUGAUGUAUCAAAUUCAGCAAGUUGGACGUUUCAAGGAAAAUGUUGCUAUGUUCUAUGCUUGUGAGGUUGCAGUGGCAUUGUUCUUCUUACACGAGAGAGGCAUCCUCUACCGCGAUCUCAAAUUGGACAACAUUCUCUUGGACUCUGAAGGACACGUUAAGAUGGCAGAUUUUGGACUUUGCAAGGAAGGCAUCAAAGAUGAAAUGACAACAAACACUUUCUGUGGCACUGCAAACUACAUGGCUCCAGAAAUUUCCCAAUAUCAACCAUAUACCAAUGCAGCAGAUUGGUGGUCCUAUGGAGUCCUUUUGUAUGAAAUGCUUGCUGGCCAGUCGCCAUUCGAAGGUGAUACUGAUGAAAUGAUUUUCAAGGCAGCCAAAGAGAACAAAGUGCUCUUCCCGAAACAUUUCACUCAAGAAGCCAGAGAUGUUUUAACUGGAUUUUUAACAAAGAAACCAGAAAAUCGCCUUGGAUCUGGAACAACUGCACGUUAUGAUAUCAGGACGCAUACAUUCUUCAAGGACAUCGAUUGGGAUAAGGUAUCAGCUUGUGAUAUGGAACCACCAUUCAAACCAAAAAUUAAACAUCGCAAAGAUAUUUCGAACUUUGAUAAGGAAUUCACUGAAGAAAAAACCGAUUUAACUCCAACUGAUAAAUUAUUCAUGAUGAAUAUGGAACAGAAUGAGUUUAUUGGAUUUUCCUAUUUAAAUCCAGAAUUUAUAACUAUGUUGUAAAUUUUCAAAGGGAAUCAUAGAGCAUACCAAGAAUUUCGUUUACAUUGAUGGAACUAUAAAUGUUUAGUCAAUGUUAUAUGUAAAGUUAAAAAAAUAAAUAAAAAUGAAUGAAUUAAAUGAA